AUGCAACCUCUCAACCUGCUCCUUGCUGCCCUCUUUGGCACCGCGGCCCUGACCGCGCCGACCUCGGGGGACCGCGCAUACGCGGAUCUGGCGCAGCGUGGCCUCGACACCAACAAGUUUCUCCAGUACAUCCUCACCUACUUCCCUGGGCAAAUGGCCGUGCAGGACGCCUGCGCCGUCAUCGGCAAGGGCGAGACCCUGCUCGGCGACGUCUUCCGCCUGUCGUCCACCGCCAACAGCGACGGCUGCAAGGACGUCACCGUCGUCUUUGCGCGCGGCACCUGCGAUCCCGGCAACGUGGGCGUCCUCACCGGGCCGGCGUUCUUCGCCGCCGUCAGGGCGGCCGUCGGAGGCAAGAGCGUCAACGUCCAGGGCGUCGCCUACCCGGCCAGCGUGGCGGGCUACCUCGACGCCGACAAGGCUGCCGGCCUGACCAUGGCUCAAAUUGUGCGCGAUACUCGCUCUGCCUGCCCGAAUACCAAGAUUGUCAUCUCUGGCUACUCCCAAGGCGGCCUCGCGGUCCAUAACGCGGCCGACGCGCUUGGCGGCGACAUGUCCAAUGUCAGCGCCGUCGUCGUCUUUGGGGACCCAAUGUCUCACUAUCCCGUAUCCAACAUUGACGCGAGCAAAGUCCGUAUUGUCUGCCAUGGUGGCGACAAUAUUUGCGACGGAGGGGCCAUCAUCUUCCCCCAGCACCUGACUUAUGCCGCCGACGCGGCGUCUUCCGCUGCCUUUGUUGCUUCAAAGGUUUAA
Molecule: messenger RNA, 753 nt
Organism: Cordyceps militaris CM01
Lineage: Eukaryota; Fungi; Ascomycota; Sordariomycetes; Hypocreales; Cordycipitaceae
Product: cutinase precursor, putative
Exons: 2
Coding region: 1-753 (250 amino acids)
Biological process (GO): carbohydrate catabolic process
Cellular component (GO): extracellular region
Molecular function (GO): cutinase activity
Source: RefSeq, a predicted model, not a curated record